Messenger RNA from Rhododendron vialii, 867 nucleotides. Its product is annotated as 26S proteasome non-ATPase regulatory subunit 2 homolog A-like. Gene Ontology annotation, biological process: proteasome-mediated ubiquitin-dependent protein catabolic process. The record is from RefSeq and is a predicted model, not a curated record. Gene Ontology annotation, cellular component: proteasome regulatory particle, base subcomplex; nucleus; proteasome storage granule. The transcript is spliced from 8 exons. The coding region runs from base 1 to 867 and encodes 288 amino acids. NCBI's taxonomy places the organism in Eukaryota, Viridiplantae, Streptophyta, Magnoliopsida, Ericales, Ericaceae.
AUGUUGGUUCCUGGUACAGGGAAUGUGCUCAAGGUCCAACACCUUCUGGGUCAGUGCACCCAACAUCUUGAGAAGGGAGAAAGCCACCAGGGACCAGCUGUACUUGGGAUUGCUAUGGUAGCAAUGGCUGAAGAAUUGGGUAUUGAAAUGGCUAUUCGUUCGUUAGAGCAUCUUUUGCAGUAUGGAGAGCAGAAAAUCAGAAGGGCAGUUCCUUUGGCUCUUGGUCUCCUCUGUAUAUCGAACCCUAAGGUCAAUGUUAUGGACACAUUAAGCAGACUUAGUCAUGACACUGAUACUGAAGUAGCAAUGGCUGCUGUCAUCUCCUUGGGGUUGAUUGGUGCCGGAACCAACAAUGCUAGAAUAGCUGGCAUGCUUCGCAACCUGUCAAGUUACUACUAUAAAGAAGCUAGCCUCCUUUUCUGUGUUCAAAUCGCUCAAGGUCUUGUACAUAUGGGGAAAGGCUUGAUGACUCUUGGACUAUACCAUUCGGAGCGCUUCUUGCUAUCCCGGGAAGCUUUCGCUACUGGAAUGGCAUCAGGUCUAAUUGACUUUUACUUCAACCUACCAUUCCAAAUUCUGUUGUUAUGGUGCCAAUUGCCAAAUGAGCAUCUUUAUACGGGAGAGAUUGGGUUGUAUAAGCAGCUGACUGUUGGAAAGAGGAUUCAGUCAACUUUGAACGGUUUUGUUGCUGCUGUUUGUUUGCUACUCAAAGAUGGUACUAGUCUGCUGCUGUUUGUGUGCAGACGUGCAGUCCGUGAGGUGCAGCUCCAGGAAACCAUGGGGGGCUGUACCUGGGUGCUUUUGGCCUUCCAAGUAGACUAUCCGAGAUCAUUCCACCAUUUUCUCAUGUCGUGGAGUUUAGUUUGA